Tetrahymena thermophila SB210 is the source of this 1470-nucleotide messenger RNA. Its product is annotated as outer dynein arm protein. The transcript is spliced from 2 exons. The record is from RefSeq and is a predicted model, not a curated record. Lineage: Eukaryota; Ciliophora; Oligohymenophorea; Hymenostomatida; Tetrahymenidae.
AUGUACACUGGUUACUAAGGUUAUAAUAACCAUUCUACAAAGAGUUUAAAUUACUCAAUUGCUUCUGCCGCAGGACGUUCAUUAUUAUCUGAACCACAUAUUGUUACUCUUUAAAAGGAGGUUGAUAAUUAUACUAGAAGAGUAGAACAUGAAAAAAGAAGGCUCUUCUCUUUAGAAGAAACCUAUAAUAUGGUGAAAAGAGAGCAUUAACAGAAGAAGGAAAAGAUUACUGAGUUAAAAUAAAAGCAAAAUAAUACUUCCACCAAAUUAAUAGAAGCUAAGAUCAAGAAUUUACGCGCAAGAAUUGAACAAGCAUAAGCAAAGUAUAAUGAAACUUAGGCAGAAAACUAAAAAUUAAAAGAACAAAUUAAUUCUUUACGUAAAGAAAGAGUUCUGCAUUUAGAUGUAUGCAGAAAAUUAGGGGAGGAAGUUGAAAAGGCUUCUAAGCUUACCCGUGAAAUUAUUGACCAAAAUGAAGAAAAAAUCAACAAAACAAAUAUAAUUUAAUCAGAAAUAAUAAUGCUUCGCAAUAAAAACGAAGAGGAAAAAAAGACAUACAUGAAGCAAUUUGAUAUUGUAUAAAAGAAGGCAGAAGAAGAAAAGCCUAAGCAUGAAAUUUUAAAGGCUAGUAAGAAAGAGAAUUUUGAAACUAUGGACACUUAAAAUUUAUUGAAACAUCGUUUGAAAAAGAUUAUUGCAAACAACAAAGAAAAAGUCAGAGUUAUUGAAUAGUAUUAAAAGAAUUUGAGAGUAAUUGAUGAAGCUUUCUAGUAGAUAAAGGAAGGAAGUGGAAUUACUGACAUUGAUGAAAUAACAAAUACUUUUAUUAAAAGUGAAGAACAAAACUAUUCGCUUUAUAAUUACGUUGAUAUUUUGAGUCAAGAUAUUGAUAACCUUGAAAGUAUUAAUCGUGAUUUAGAAAACAAAUGCAUAGAAUAAGAGAUUGAAAAUGAAUCGCGCAAAAGAGCCUUAAUGGGAACUCCUCACGAUGAAAAAAUAAAGAAAAAACUUAAUGGACUCUUACAAAAGAAAGAAGAAGAAAUUAACCAAGUUAGAAACAUAAUCAAAGACUUGAAGCCCCAUUUACAAAAUUCCUUAGUAGAAUUAGCAAAGACAUAAUUUAAAUAAGACCCAAAGAAACAAUUUGACUACGAGCUUGGAUUUGAUUUAACUGAAAACAAUUUGGAGUAAUAUCUUGCAGAUGUAGAGUAUUAUGCUAAUAUCCUCAUUGCAUAUAAAUCUAUGAAUAACGACAACAACGAUUUAUCAAAAAGCUUACUCAUUGAUUAAAUACCCCCUAAAGAUUUCAAAACUCAAACUUAAAAUCCUAAUCAGGACUAACAAAUUUAAAAUCUCGAAGACUAAGUUAACUUAGAUAACAAAGAGCUAUACAACCAUGACAAGUUUAAAGAUGCCGCGAUUGAAGCUAUUGAAAAAAAGAAAAAUAAAGUAAACCUCUCUAAUUAUUGA